AUGUCGCUCCCGGUGGUGCUGCCGGGGUCUUGCUGUCCGGUCGUCGGGGCUCCGCAGCUCGCCGAGCCGCCUCACCGAAACCGACCGCGUGGCUCGUCUGCCUCUUCCCGGAUCACCGGCGGCUCUCAGCUGCUGCUGCCCGGGCGGCCGCUGCUCUCGCUGGGCUUGCUGCAGCUGCUGCUCGGCGGCUCCAUGGUGGUGCUGUGCUUCGGAGCGCUGGCCCUCAGCAGCUCGCCCCCCAUCCGGAACUCCUGUCCCUUCUGGGCGGGCUCCUCGGUAAUACUGUCUGGCAUCGUAGGCCUCACAACAUGGAGAAGGCCCAUGCUGUUACUGGUCAAUGUGUUUGUCCUGCUGUCUUUGGUGUGUGUGCUCCUUAACCUGGCUGGAUUCAUCCUGUGCUGCCAGGGAGCCCAACUGGUUUCCAGUAUGACCAGCUGCCAACUGAGUGAGGCUGGAGAUGUGUGUUACUGCUGCUCCCUCUCCCCCAGCUCCAACUGUCCUGAAGAGAAGCUGCUGGAGCUCCACCCGGCCCACUCCUGCAGCACCAUGAGGGUCCUGCUUAAGAAGGUGUUGUUUGCGCUGUGCGCUCUGAACGCUCUGACCACCGCCGUGUGCCUCAUGGCGGCGGCCCUGAGGUACCUGCAGAUCUUCACGUCCAGAACGCCGUGCCUGGACGAGCACAGAGUCGAGGAACGGGAGGACCCCGCCCAGGUGCCAGACCCGGACGAGUUUGUGGCCCCAGCCCCUCCCCCGUCCUACUUCUCCACUUUCUACUCGUACACGCCACGCCUGGCUCGCCGGAUCCUCGGGGACAGCGUGAUCCCUGUCCCUCAUAUCUACGGGGCUCGGAUCAAAGGGGUGGAGGUCUUCUGUCCACUAGACCCCCCGCCUCCAUACGAGGUCAUCGCUGGCGGCUCCGCCGACGCAGUCACACAGGAGACAGAGAUUGCUCUGACGGAGUUGACUGUGAACCCGACUCCACCACCAGGAGCACCUGUUCCAGACUGGAGUCCGCAAAUGGUAUCGGCAUCACCGGGCAGCAAUCCUCGGAUCCUUCCUCCUCCUCCUCCUCCUCAGCAGCCGUCUCCAGCACUGCCCCCCUGGAGAAGGGCGAGGAUCCAGCGCUCCAACAGUGACCCAGUGUUGAUGGACAUCGCCACUAAAGUGCUGAACAGCAGCGACGCCCCCCCCGCUCCGCCCCCUCAGACCACAGAUUCCUCCACCCAGACCUCCCAGCCCACGCUGGCCGCCUGCGCCCAGGGCCAGGUCACGCUGCGACGGGGCAACAGCAGACCCCGGCCCUCCUCCAUGGUGGACUAUCAGAGCUACCGGCACACGCAGCAGCUGGUCAGAAGGAUCCUGCAGCAACCGGCCGCUCAGGGCCUGGCCCCCGAGGUCCAGGAGCUGGUGGACAGCAUACGGAACGUCCUGCAGUCGGACCAGGAGCACAUGGAGGAGGCUGUGCGCUGUGCCAGCUACAUAGAACAGGUGUUCACUGAUUCACAGAUGGGUCCCAAUCCACCUAAACCUCCCCAGCAGCCAGCAGCCAGUAACUCCCAGACCUGCCCUCGCCCCCCGAGGACGAGGAGGAGGAGGCCCGGUCUGCUGCAUCUGCAGAGCUGCGGGGACCUCAGCUCCUUCACCUGCGAGUCUGUGGAGCAACGAGGAAACCGGGGUAGAGCAGGCUGGAGGGCGGGCUGGAGAGGGGCUUCAGGGGCGGGGUCAAGGACAGGGUCCCGCCUGGUUCACCCUGAACGCCCUCACAGUCUGAUCGGAGUCUUUAGAGAGACAGUGCUUUGA
Messenger RNA from Cyclopterus lumpus (lumpfish), 1800 nucleotides. RefSeq names its product family with sequence similarity 189 member A2 (gene entrep1). The coding region runs from base 1 to 1800 and encodes 599 amino acids. Gene Ontology annotation, cellular component: membrane. The transcript is spliced from 11 exons. Lineage: Eukaryota; Metazoa; Chordata; Actinopteri; Perciformes; Cyclopteridae. The record is from RefSeq and is a predicted model, not a curated record.